Emiliania huxleyi CCMP1516 is the source of this 600-nucleotide messenger RNA. RefSeq lists its product as hypothetical. Lineage: Eukaryota; Haptophyta; Isochrysidales; Noelaerhabdaceae. Gene Ontology annotation, molecular function: protein kinase activity; ATP binding. Bases 1 to 600 code for a protein of 199 amino acids. Gene Ontology annotation, biological process: protein phosphorylation. The record is from RefSeq and is a predicted model, not a curated record. The transcript has a single exon.
AUGGCGGCGCCGCCGCCCUCGCUCUCGCCCGAUUCGGUAUUCGAACAGGACCUCGACCUGCAAAGGCCGCUCGGCGAAGCAACAUCUUUCACGCAGCUGAAGCCGCUCUCGGAGCUCGGGGCAGGCGAUUUCUGCACGGUGCAUACCGCCACGCUUUGCGGCAGCAUGGUCGCGCUCAAGCGCCUCAGGAAGGACCUGGCGCCGGAGCGCGAGAAAAUAGGACUAGCAGAUCUGCGACGCGAGGUGGCAGUGCUCACGAGGAUCAACCACCCACACAUCAUUCGCCUCGUCGCGCAUGGCAUCGCUGACGACGGGUCGCCCUUCUGCUGCCUCACAAUGUUUUCGCAGCCGCUGGGCGCGCUCUUGCCGACUGGCAAGGUUGGCUUCUUUGCGGAGCGGCGCGAGGCGAAGGAGUGGCCACUCGCCAGAGCGGUAGCGGUGGGGCUUCAGCUGGCGAGGGCGCUGCGCCUUCGCCUGCGGAGGCUCCUGCGGCGGCUGCACCUGCUGCUGCGGGUGAGCCCGACGACGACGAGCAGCCUGACGGCGCGCGCAUUCCGGACCUCGAUGAUGUCUUGGGCUGGGGGGGUGGCAAGGGUGUAG